GACAAAAGGGGUCUGCUAAAGAAAGAACAAUAGUUUAGGUUAUCAAAACAUAGGAAAAGAUGUCAUUGUAAUUUAUUAUAAUGCUAUACAAUUAUUAUUUCCAUUAUAUUGCUUUGUUGUUCAAACUUCCAAGUAUAUUUUAGUACUAAAAACCAUUAAUUAUUUGCUCUUUCUUUAUUCCCACUUCUCUCCUUUGUGUGUUCUUGAUUAUACCUUAUUCUCUCUCUCCCCUUCUCUCUCUCUCUCUCAAGGGUUUCUUUUAAUCUUUCUUCUUUUUUUUUUUGUUUAUUUGAACUCAAUCAAAAAUAUAUAUUAGAUUCAUAUAUAGUGGCUCUUUAAUUAAUUAAUCACUUCUUGUGCUUGUGACAAUAUUUGUGGGCUGAUUUUAUGUUUUUCUUGUUUCUUGAUUUGAUUGAGAAUUAGGGUUUUUGUUGGAAAUUAGUAAUUUAGGGGAAAAGGAAAAUUAGGGUUUGAAGAGAGGUGAGAUCAUUAAGAUUUAAGACCCCUUUUGAAUUUGCUCCAUCUCUGAGUCGGAUCGGUUGAUCUGAGCUUGAAAAUCUGGCGAACCGGUGGUGGACCGGCGCUCAGUUGGGCCUGCCCAGCGGUGAACCGGCGGCGAUGCUGGGCAACAAGCGGGAGAUCAUGGAUCUUUCGUUGAACGAUAAGAGCGGCGCCGGCGCCGGAGAGGACGACGAUGAUAAGGACGGAACCGGAGACGAACCGCGGGAAGGCGCUGUAGAGGUGGGGAACCGGCGGCCGCGCGGCCGGCCGCCCGGUUCGAAGAAUAAGCCGAAACCGCCGAUCUUCGUGACCCGGGACAGCCCUAACGCCUUGCGCAGCCACGUGAUGGAAGUCAGCGGCGGCGCCGACGUGGCGGAGAGCAUCGCCCACUUCGCCCGCCGCCGCCAGCGCGGCGUCUGCGUGAUGAGCGGCAGCGGCGCCGUCGCCAACGUCACCAUCCGCCAGCCGGCCGCCCCCAGCGCCGCCGUCGUGCUCCAAGGCCGGUUCGAGAUCCUCUCCUUAACCGGCGCCUUCCUGCCCGGCCCGGCCCCGCCGGGCGCCACCGGUCUGACGGUCUACCUCGCCGGCGGUCAGGGCCAGGUCGUCGGCGGCUGCGUGGUGGGCCCCCUGGUGGCGGCAGGGCCUGUCAUGGUGAUUGCUGCAACUUUCGCUAAUGCAACUUACGAAAGGCUGCCGCUGGAGGAGGAGGAGGAGGAUGGCGGCGCCGGCGGCUCAGCCCCCGGCGGCUCCGCGGCGGGAGAAGGCGGAGGCGCCGGUUCGCCGCCGGGAGUGGGACAGCAGCAGCAGCAUGGAAUAGGAGAUCCCUCAUCUUUGGGUAUUUACAAUUUGACCCCAAAUUUAUUGGGAAAUGGAGGACACAUGAAUCAUGAUGCUUAUGGUUGGACACAUCCAAGGCCAUCAUUUUGAGGUAUUAAUAAAUUAAUCCCAACAAAAUAUAUAUAUUAAAUAAAAAUUAUGAUCAAUCUAUGUAGUGUUCUUAUUAAACUACUAUAUUAGAAAAUAUAAAUAAAAUAAUAAUUAAGAAGCUAUAUAUAUAUAUAUUGUAAUAAUUAAGUGUAUGUGUAGAUAGGGUUUUAUUAUUAUUAAUUUUGUGGGGUUUCAAUGUAUAUUACUGAAACUUGGAUUUCGUUGCUUUGAUGAAUCUGCAGCUUUAUUCAGUAAUAAAUUAAAUUUA
Messenger RNA from Andrographis paniculata, 1696 nucleotides. RefSeq names its product AT-hook motif nuclear-localized protein 20-like. The transcript has a single exon. Bases 619 to 1428 code for a protein of 269 amino acids. The record is from RefSeq and is a predicted model, not a curated record. Gene Ontology annotation, cellular component: nucleus. Gene Ontology annotation, molecular function: minor groove of adenine-thymine-rich DNA binding; DNA-binding transcription factor activity. Lineage: Eukaryota; Viridiplantae; Streptophyta; Magnoliopsida; Lamiales; Acanthaceae.